Molecule: messenger RNA, 1847 nt
Organism: Chelonia mydas (Green sea turtle)
Lineage: Eukaryota; Metazoa; Chordata; Testudines; Cheloniidae
Gene: MPC1
Product: mitochondrial pyruvate carrier 1
Exons: 5
Coding region: 204-527 (107 amino acids)
Biological process (GO): pyruvate import into mitochondria
Cellular component (GO): mitochondrial inner membrane
Source: RefSeq, a predicted model, not a curated record
UCGGGGCCAAUGACCGGCCAGAGCGCCAUGGCGACGGAGGCGGUGGCGCUGCCGUAAAGCGAAAGCCGAGGGGCGUCGUGCGGAGCCGGUUUGACCCAGGUGCCGGGGACAGGUGUCAUUGGAGUUGGGGACGCGGAGCGAGUGGGGUAGUCGCCGCGCUCCCUGCCUCCUUCCCCGCCCGGUGCCCGAUACCCCCUGCCGCCAUGGCGGGGGUGCUGGCCCGCAAGGCCGCGGACUAUGUGCGCAGCAAGGACUUCAGGGACUAUCUGAUGAGUACGCACUUUUGGGGACCGGUCGCCAACUGGGGACUCCCUAUUGCUGCUAUUAAUGACAUGAAGAAAUCUCCAGAGAUCAUUAGUGGCCGAAUGACAUUUGCACUGUGUUGUUACUCUUUGACUUUUAUGAGAUUUGCCUACAAGGUACAGCCAAGAAACUGGCUUCUGUUUGCAUGUCACUUCACUAAUGAAAUCGCACAGCUAAUCCAAGGAGGACGACUGAUGAAAUUCAAAAUGGAAAAGAAGAACUAAAUAUCUUUAUCUUGGAAAAACAGGGAAUGUGCUCCUCAUCGUGAAUUACAACAAAGGAAAAACUCUACAGCUGCUGUGAUGCAGACUUUUGCAUUUUCUUCUCCAUCAUAAAAAUUAUCAUGAAUACAAAAUCUUGCCAACAUAAAACACAUCAUCCUUCCACUAAAUUUUGUGGACUGCCUUUUUUGUAAAGUACUCUUCCGAAUGUAAACAAUUACAUCUAACUCUUUGCUGCCUUACAAGUAUUGACUUUUCUAUUAAUGAAAUUAUUUUCCAAAUCAUGUGUUCAAUAAUUUUUUUUAAAAGAUGAGAACUUUUGUUUUUAUUUAACCAGCUACAUAACUGAAUGGCACAGGAUCAUUUCAUGCAUCUCAAGCCUGCUAAAUCAGUAUGAACGUAGAGGUCAGUAAGACACAAUUGUGGGUGGUGUAAUUAUUCUGCAUAUUUAAACAUUUUAGAAACCAUUUAACAUAGUACUUGGGGAGCAUCCAUUCCUGACUGUUUCAUCAUUAAAAUUUUUAUCAGACUUCAGCAAUGUCUUGCUGAUCUAAAAAUAUGUAUUUGCAGACUUGCCAGUUCCAAGUUGCCAGGUCACUCACUGCAUGUCUGUUUUCAGUAAAGUGAUGAAUGGAUUUUUACCUGAAAGAGUAGGUUACUUAUUUGUUUACAUAAUUCCUGCUCCCUAGUCACCUUGAGAGAAGCAAGAAUUUCUUGUAAACCAAAGGAGGGUAACAGUGGUUACAAACAUGCGUAUUUAAGAAGCUUGACAUGUUGUGGAUUUUUAUAUUUUGUUAAACAUAUUUGUUUUGUGCACUUGGACCUCUGAAGGUUGCUCCAGUCCUUAUGCAGGCAAAAAAACCUUCCCUUUACUUCAGUGGGAGCCUUGUCAGGGUAAGAUCUGAAGGAUAAAACUCCAUUGUCUGGUUGCCUCCACAUUGUGGCAGUCAAGUUUUUUUUUUUUUUUUCUACUUGCUUGAAAGUGGCAUCAACAACUGCAAAUAAUGCAUACAACAUAAAGAAUGUAUGCGACAGACAUAGUUUUAUCAGUGAAAUAACUUUUGGACAGUAAAAUGUGUGUUCCAACCUAAGUAUGUACCAUCAAAAAGUUUUAAUCAAAAUAAUGGCAAUAAAUAAUUUCGAUAAAACUCUGCAAGUAGUCUCUCUUCACAAUAAAAUUGAAUAUUCUUCUUAUACUCCAGUAUCAGAUCUUAAAGGAAGUCUCCUACAUAUGGGAAGUCUGAUGAUAUAGGGGCCAUUUUCUGUUGCAAUGAGCUGAAGUUAAAAUUAAACAAACUGGUGUACAAAAAUACUGUUACUGUU